GAUCUCAAACAUGGCGUAUCUGCAAAAUGAAAACAGACCAAGAUAUCUCACUAUGUGUUUGACAUGGUAGGUUGAUCAGUAUGAGUCAGAUCGACUAUGGCCAGACGGCAGAGGACCACCAGGCAUUCCUCAUUCUUGUCCGAAACACUGGUCAGCAUUUGUGUAACCGGUCUUUCAACCGUGCAUGGGAACGCAUACGCAAACUCAGCUGCAUUGCCAUACCAGGGCAGAAACGUGUUGCAUGGGUCAGGUACAAGCGGAGCUACUCUAAAGAAAACAAUGAGUGGGGAGACUUUCAAGCUCAUCGGAAGGUUCUGGGACUUGUCUCUAUUGGCCAGUGUGCAGAUCAAGAUCAAUUUGAGGAACUCUUUGACAGCUACCGAAAAGUCAAGGAAGAAUAUGCAUCAACCUUAUUUAACUCGCGUCUGUUUGUGUUUGGUAUGAACACAGAUGGAUCUCCGUUAAAAGAGGAAGAAAAACAAGACACAGGAGAGAAGACUUCAACUAGUUCAUCUCGGAGUGGGAAGUCCUCACCUGUUCACAGUGAAGAUAGUGGGGUAACACCUGAUCUAAGCCCAACAGACGUGGGAAAUGAUUGUGAAAUUACGAAAACUGAUACAGAAACAGAACUGAGCAUGAAUAAACCUUCAAGUGCAAUUUCUUCUCAGGUAGAACCAAAACCUACUGAACAAUUACAACAAAGUGAUUUAAAAUCUAUUGUAGAGCAAACAGACAAUUUGUCAAAGUCACCAAGUGAACUACCCACAUCACACCCUCAUAGUAACAGUAACAAGUCCGAUGUAGCCAGUGAAGUGCCCACAUCACGCCCUCAUAGUAAUAGUCUAACAAAGGAAAGUGCCGGUGCUGAAGUGCUGUUCUCUCCCAAUCUUGACAAUUGCAGUGAUUUGGAGGAGAAAGUAAAAGAUUUUGUAACCUCCAUCUUUUUCGUGUUAGAAGGAAAGCGUCUUGACAGAUCUUUCGAACGAGCCGAUAAGAUGCAGCUACUUUGUGCACCUUUUGAAAAGAAGGAUUAUGUGGGUUUAGACACGGACACAAAAUCAUAUAGGAAAAAGUGCCAAGGGCGGUUACGAAAACAUUUAGGGGAUCUUUGUCUACAAGCUGGUAUUCCAGGGGAGGCAAUCCUCCAUUAUCAGACUGCCAUCGACAUCCUCCGGCCGGUCAAUGACUGGUUGUGGAUUGGAGCUUGUUUUGAAGGCAUCUGCUCAGCAUCUGUGAUAGUCCGUUUUCCAAAAAGCCAAACUCCUACAUUGAGACGAAACUUUUCUCUGCAGGCCAAGUUGGGAUCGUCCAUGUCUAAUGACACCAAACUGAGAACAGGAAGUGUUAAAAGUGGCUACACCAAUGGUUACCAGGAUCAGGAGGAUUCUCCUAAGUCAGCUCUCGGGCCGGACGACAUUGUGGAGAAAUAUCGGGAAGCCCUUGUACACUACAGCAAGUUCAAAGGAUCUGGUAUGAUUGAGAUGGAGGCUUGUCUGAAGGCAUGUCGUGUCCUUGUGAUACAGAGGAAAUAUCUGCAGGCCUCAGAUUUCCUACAAAAUGUUGUGUAUAUUAAUCUACAGACUUCAGAUGAAGAUAAGAUAAACCGUUACUGUACCCUGUCCCAGCUGUACUCCCAGAUUGGGUUCCAACGGAAGGCCUCCUUCUUUAAACGAAUCGCAGCAAUGCAGUGUGUGUCCCCACAGAAUCCUCAGCCAAACUGGAAACUAUGUCAUAGCCUUGUAAUGCAGUGUCUGGAUGGUUACAGCAUCUGUGUUGAUCCAAAGGACAUCCCAACAGGCUGUGUUUAUGGCUGGCCUGUUCUACAGGCGAGAGUAUUGAAUGAACUUAUCUUCUCCGCCCGUCGUACUGGUAACAUUCCUGUGGCCAUCAGGCAUCUGAGUCUAUUACUACACACCCUGUUUGAUACUCUGACUACUCAAGAUAAACGAGACAUUAUAAACACCCUCCAGACCCUCACAGCAAAGUCUGAGGGCACGAUGGCCGCCCUCGCCCUCGACAGUGGAGUCAUACUGCCCCCAAUACCACUCAGUAAUAUACCACAAGUCAGGUCUUUCAAAUUAAUACCACUCCAGCCACACCUACAGCCGGUGAAGAUAGCCUCCAAGGUCGAGAAGCUGGACACUGGACCCUUUAUCUUCACCCCGCUAUCCCUUGGGCAGACAGAUGUUCAGAAUAAAACACAUGCUGACUUCUGUUGGGUGGAACAUGAUAUGUGUGAAGUGCAGCUUCAGGUAUAUAACCCACUCCCUGAUGAGCUCAGUAUACAACAAAUGUCGUUGAUGACAGAUGGAGUUGAAAUAGAGGCUUACCCUACAAAUCCUACCAUACCUGCCGAGUCCGGUCCAAAUCUAGUCAAAAUACUCAGUCGUCCUCGAUCUUCAGGCGACCUCCGUAUCCUUGGUUACACAACUCACUUGCUUGGGAUGCGAAGUCAGUGUCGUCUCCGUGAUCUACCUGACCUUCGGAAUCUGCGGACAACAGUGACCGUAAUACCCGCCCUCCCUCAGAUUACACUCACUGCUUCACUUCCAAAGGUCGCGACCUUUACCUCUGUUGGUGAUGGUGCUAAUGUUGUAACAAGUGGAACAACCUCCAUCUAUGCAGGUCAAAGUAAGGAGUGUAUGAUCACAGUUCGGAAUACCAGUAACCAGCCUGUUGAGAAGAUUUCAGUCAGCCUUGAUUGUCAUCCCGACCAGAAAGAGCUGCAGUCGAAAGUGUUUCAGUGGAGUCAGGAGAACCUGGAUGCUCAGCUUCCUCUCCAGCCAUCAGGCCUUGUCUGUUUUACUGUGUGUAUCUACGGCAAUUCAGACUUUCUGUCCAGCAAAAGUGUCCGAAGCGGAUCCCAGUCCUCAGAACACUCCAAUCCUGACGAGUAUGAAUCUGUGUGUGUCGAGUCGUUGCUGAGAGUGGAGUACAGUGGAGGGCCCGGGUUGGAGGCUGGAUACUGUCGACACUGUGCUGUGGCCUUCAGUGUUGAUAUCCUGCCCUCAAUCAUCUUCCAUUCCUGGGAAGCUCUCCCUUCCGAAAGUCCUGACCACUGUGUCCUGGUGUUUGAUGUCUGUAAUGUGUGUAGUCAGCAAGUCGAUCUUCAUUAUAAUAUCAACGACAGCUUCAAGUUGGAACCCAAACAGAUACGCAGGCUGACGAUACAAAUAGAGAAAUGCAAGUUUCCUGACCCAGGCCCAGAGCUGGACGUGGCAGACCGCCUCCAGAUGACCAAGCCGCCUCCACCGGUCAUCAGUCGUUAUAGCCAACACCUGGAUGGAUUCAUCCACAUUCUCUGGACGAUGUGUGGUACAAAGAAUUGUGGGAAGAUGGGAACAGAACACCUGUCUUGGUCUCCACAGCAACUAGAGCUCAUCAAGGUGUCAGAUGUCUCCUGGAAUGUUAGUGUUAAUGACCAGUCCUGCUCGGCCCAUUCCAUUCCUGUUGUGUGUACUGGUACUGUUGUCAACAUCGAAAUCCUUAUCACCUUCCGUGCCGGUGUAUCUUACACAAGUGCUGUACUGGCGGUCAGUUGUGGACUGCUGACCGAUCAUACAUCUGUUUACUCUUGGGACACGGACCAAGUUACCGUACUCGGUUCUCAGUCGUACCAGCUUACCAACGUUGGAGGGGAGGACAGCACCCGCUACAGGACAUCUUACCUUUUCCACUACAGUGGCACCUACAGGUUCAACGUCAAAUGUGUCGCCACAGCAACAGAUGACGACAUUGACCAUAUAUGGCAGUGCCAUGAUAUACAAGUUCGGGUCAUAGAUGAGGAGUGAUUUUGGAGGAUUGCCAAUUGACUUACUGUUUUUCCAAACAAAUUUUGAAAUAUCUAACAUUUAGUAGGUUUAUAUUCAAAUUUCACCAGCAUUUCAGACUUAACAUUUUUUAGCAAAUACCAGAUAUCACUUAAAUUUUGAAGAAAGGCUAGAUAUUUCAAAAUGUUGAUCCAUUAAUUACCUCACUUGGCCCUUUUGGCCAAGGGAGCUUAUGCCAUGGUUCAGCGUCAACUUUUCCAUUUAAGCAACUUUUUCUCAUUGACCAAUAUUCCCAGUGCUAUGAUUUUUGGCUGAUAGGUUCCUGAUCAUGAGAUGGAGCUCAACAAAGUUUACGCAAAGAAAUGACCCUGUUCCAUACUCAAGGUCACGGGGAUAAUAUUUGUUAAAAGAUUCACAUAACUUUUCACAAACCAAAAUUGCCUAUAAUCAUAAUAUUUGAGUGGAAGGUUCCUGGGAUGGAGACCCACAAAGUUUACAAAAAUAUAUGAUAUUGAUCUGUAUCCAAGGUCACAUGGGUCAAAGUUAAAACAUUCAUUCACCUUCUCACAAAACAAAAGGUCUGUAUAAAAUUAUGAUAUUUAGCUGGUAGGUUUGUGGGAUGGAGACCCACAAUUUGCUGAAAGAAGUGACCUUGAACCAUAUUCAGAAUUUCACUAAGGUUAUAUCAUACAAAAGACUUCUUCUGAUUAACUGAACAGACUAGAAUCAAGUUCUUUUGAUUAAGAAAUAUCAUGUGAGCAAUGCAGGCCCAUUGGGCCUCUUGUUUUAUGAUCAUUGUAUUAUUAGUCUCCAAGUUAAUUCCAAACAUUUUUGCACUACAUGUAUGUUUAUAGGGGGAUAGAUCCAAAUGAACACAUAACACUGAUUUUUGGUUAGAAAAUAUUUUUCUCGCAUUUUGAAGAUGAUGAAUUUGGUUUAAGAUGAGUUCCUGAUGCUUUUCAGUAUUAAACGCAUUUAAAGCCAUUUCCUAUUGUAGUGCAUUUAAUAUUUGUAGAAACAAUCUCUCAUCCCACCAAAGUUAAUUAAUAACCAUUUACUUUCUAUGUCUUUGUGCUCUUUCAAUGGUAUGAUUAUUUCAACUUAAUUUAAGUUGAUCGGAUUUUAGAAUAAUCUCCAUAUUGUUUCCUUCCUUUCCUCUGCCUGGACUUGUGGAGAUGUCAUAUUUCAUUCUUGCUUGUUUUCUGCAUUUUAUUUCCAGCAGUCCCAGCCAUACAAGGUGCAGUUCUUCCUUUUUAUACUCAUGCUUGCAUUUGCAGAAUUUCCUUUAUUUUUGUCUUUGUGGCAAUAUACAAGACUCAGGCUCUGUAUACUUAUUACUGUAGACUCCAAUCUUGGAUUCUUGACUUUGACUUUGAAAAUAGUCACUGUGCACAUUGGUCUGAUUCCUUCACACUACAUUUGGUGAGGUAGCUUGUUCUGAACAUGUCCUUUGUUUUGACUAAAUUGAGGUAGUAAGGUAAUUAACAAAAUGUACUCUUUACACUCACUGCUGAGUCACAUUUAAUUCGCAGGUUUUCCGUCUGUACAUCUAUAGAUCAAUUGAUUAUCUAGCUAGUUCAUUAGUGUGGCCUGGGGACCUUGAUUUCUUUAACAUCAGAAGAUCUGCCAUGAUGUUUGCUGUGUGCUGUUCAACAACAUGAACCAUUCUAAUGACUUCAUUUUCAUUGAAUAUUUUCUUCUCUAUCACUCCUCAUUUUUAAACGAACAUUAGUGUUCAUUUAUUUAAGAUUUUAGUUUUAAAUUUAAGAUAUUUAAGAUAUGUCUGAAUUAUGACCAAGAAAUGUUACUUCAUUUUUGCGUUGAUCUACAGAAUCAGCACUAAUGACACUUGGUCUCUUACUCUUUAACCCUAAUAUCUAUGAAUAGUAACACAAAGGUCUGUUAACACAAAGGUCAAAUCUGCCUUUUCUAACUCUCAUAUCCUUCUUUCUCAGGACAAGUCUUUUGGUGCUAACCAACAGUAAGACAAACAUAGGGGAUACAAACCCUCCAGUAACAUUGGAGUCCUAGGCUAAAACUAUCAGUAUGUUAUGUUGAUAGUUUGAAUGACCUUAUCUAUAACUUCUCAGAUUAAUUUCUGUAUACAUCAAUCGAAUCAGAUUUUCUUUUGGCCAAAUCACUUACAGAAAUUUAACGUCAUUUAACGUCAAUGAUUUUUCUCUUUUUUUUGACAUAGAAAACUGGUGCAAACAAUUCAUUCAACCGUGUCAGAUAGUGUCUGAAAUGCAGAUAUUUUUUUCUGUUACGCCUAAAAAUACUGAUCUUGACUCGUACAUACAUGUAUAUAGAACGGAUGAGAUAUGUAGCCGAUAAAAUUGUGAUAUAUCAAACGUUGUGAUAUUUCCUAGCUGAUUUAUAUGUGUUCCUGAAGUAAGAAUUGUAAGAUGUAUAUUUAAUUAUAAUGAUUAUGAAUUUUAUUUAAAUUGUCCUGUAUAAAAAAAAUAACAGAUACGCAUGUAAUUAUGAUAAAAUGUGGUCUUUGUAAUUUGAAUAUGAAAUGAUUCCUCAUUGUCCUGGCUCAUUUUGACUAAUUUUGGUCUGGAGUAAUGCCAGAUUAAUAAGACUCCAUAUUGUAUAAAUAGUGUUGGGACAGUCAUGGGAUAAAAUGGCAGAAUCUAUUAUUGGAAGCAAUGGUAUAUUCUAUAGAUACAUUUCCAGACAAUUCAGACCACCUGGGUCUCUUGUUGUUAUCUACUUGUAUUGGGAAAAGCUCACAUAUUGAUUCUAUUGUUUAGAUGAUUGUUCCUGAUUGUCUGCUCAUACCUGGAGUUUAUGAUAACAUAUGAAUAUCUCAGGUCCCAAGUCUCAUGGACUUCAUUACUCUGUGAACGUCACUAGACUUACACAUGUCAUAAGUGGUAGUGGAAUAAUAAUGUAUCAAGGUACAUUUGCCAGUGAUCAACUUUUGCCAUUUUCGCCCAGUAAUUUAACACUGUAGUUUCGCUACUCCCUUUAAUACUGUAAAAACCUCAUAGAGUAUAUAUUUGUAUAUUAUCAGGGCAAAUUUUAAAUUACUUAAAAACAUAUUUUUUGUCCAAGGUUGUAUUUUUUCAAAUAAUAUGUAACAGACAACACCAGACCAUAAUUUGAUCUAUGUAUUUGAUUUUCAAAGAUGCAAAUUUUCGACUUUUUAUUCUCUCAAUGAAAUCGUGGGAAAAUUAUUGGAAAUUAGUACUGUUACAGUAUCUUCAUGCGUUAAGUGCUAAAACUGUAAAAUUAGAGUUAUAACUAGUAUAGAUUUUUCAAACGUUGUUAACAAUUCUGAUCUAAUCUACCGUGUUAGUUAUGAUACAAUUCUGAUCUAAUCUACCGUGUUAGUUAUGAAACUAUUAUAAUCUUAGCAGUACAUUUUAAAUAGCUGGUAAAGACAACUUGUAAUAUCAUAUUUUUAGCUCACUUGGCCAUUGAGUUUACAAACAUGGCAUGGCGUCCGGCAACAUUUUAACCAAAUUUGGUCAGAAAUAUCCUUGGGGGAAGGAGAACAAAUAUUUAGCCCACCAUCAUCAGAUGGUGGGCUAUUCUUGUUAUCGCUAUU
This is a messenger RNA of Pecten maximus, 7326 nucleotides long. Its product is annotated as trafficking protein particle complex subunit 9-like. Lineage: Eukaryota; Metazoa; Mollusca; Bivalvia; Pectinida; Pectinidae. The record is from RefSeq and is a predicted model, not a curated record. Gene Ontology annotation, cellular component: trans-Golgi network. The transcript is spliced from 24 exons. The coding region runs from base 81 to 3791 and encodes 1236 amino acids.